This is a messenger RNA of Caenorhabditis auriculariae, 4710 nucleotides long. NCBI's taxonomy places the organism in Eukaryota, Metazoa, Nematoda, Chromadorea, Rhabditida, Rhabditidae. The record is from the annotation of a GenBank genome assembly.
AUGCCCGGAGGUCAUCCCAAGGCUUGGCCUCACAUCAAGGAUAUUUUCCAGUCGAUCGCCGCGAAAAGUGAGGGCGAAGCUUGCUGCGAAUGGGUAUGAAAAAUCUUCGCAAGAUGACUGAAGAUUGAAGUGUUAGGUGGGAAAUGCUGGCUCCGGACACUUUGUGAAGAUGGUGCACAAUGGAAUUGAGUACGGCGACAUGCAGCUCAUCGCUGAGGCUUAUCAUCUGCUCGCCAAGGGAGUCGGACUCAACCAUGAUCAGAUGGCCGAGGUGCUCGAAAAACCUAUAAUUCAUAAUUUGCAUUUGGUUGGCCAGGUAAUGGAAGAGUGGAACAAGGGAGAACUCGACUCUUUCCUCAUUGAAAUCACUGCCAACAUCCUCAAGUUCCGCGACGAGAAAGGCGAGCCUGUCGUGCCGAAAAUCCGCGACGCCGCAGGACAGGUACAUCAUCUGAACGACUUCGAGAUAGCGCAGUUUUCAGAAAGGGACCGGCAAAUGGACGUGUUUGGCUGGCCUAGACUUCGGCAUCCCUGUCACUCUCAUUGGUACUUUUUGAACUUUGGAUAAUUAUUUUCCACUUUGCGUUUCAAUUUUCGUACCAAAGAAAUAUAGUACACUCAGCGCUGACUUGAGCCAAUAUGAAGUAUCUGAAAGAGUAGCGAAAGAGGAUGUUUAGACGUCUUCAAAAGUCGUUUUCCUGACUAGGGAACUACUCGGACUCGGGUACGCGGAUCGAGUUCAAACUUUGGUGACUCAUAGACCCGGGUAAGAGUACUUAAAAACAAGAGAGAUUAUCUGCUAAACCCCAUAGGCUUCUGAGAAAAAGCUUUUUGAAAAUAUGAAAAUUAGGCCUGAAAUUUUUCAGAAUACUGUUUUUUACCUUAUUUUAUAUUUUACUACAAUCGUCUUGAAUGAUCCGGCUAUGAUAAACUCUAAAAAACUUUUUUCCAGCCAAAAGAAGGAGGAAAGCAAAAAUAUAAUAAUUUUCAAGCUUAAAUUGUUCAUUUUCAAAAAUCUUUUUCUCAGAAGCCUAUGGGGUUUAUCAGAUAAUCUCUCUUGUUUCCAAGUUCUCACCCGGGUCUAUAAGCCACCAAAGUUUCAACUCGAAACGCGUACCCGAGUCCGAGUAGUUCCCUAGUGAGGCUUUCAUUGAAUAAAGUGUAUCCAAAGAGAGUGAAAUCUGUGAAAGUCAACCCUAUCAAAGUUUUUUGAUUUUUAACGAAAAAAAAAACUGCGUUUUUCCGUUUUCUGUUUUUGAGGUCUUUUUAAUAUCCCUGCUUCAUUUUAAAAAACCUAAGAAAAUUUAAGAGAAAGGGAUCAAUUAUGUUUCAAUGAAAUAGUACGAAAGUUAAAAUUCAGUUUUUAGACUUUAUUUCAAAAUUACUAAUAACAUCAACGAUCAAAUACCGGCAUCAAAAAAUGUCACGUUUCACGGUACAUAGGAUAUAAAGCUGUAAAAAUUCAAAUUAUCAUAAUGGAAAAUUACUUAGAACGAACCGAAAUCAAAAGUUAUUACCCAACGAAAUUAGUAUAGCGAGCGUGUGUUCAAACUUUUUAAAUCUUGUUUUUCUUUUCUUGUGUAUCGAAUUGGUUAAUUCGAAAGGAACUCGAUGUUCCCAAUCAUUCGAGUUGGAUUAUACUAUCUAACUGGGAUAAGAUUUUCUGCUGACUUCAAAUUAAAGUUAGCCGUUGGUUCAUCGGGUCUUUCCAGGAGAAGCUGUGUUUGCUCGUUGCCUUUCUGCUCUGAAGGACGAACGCGUCGUCGCCUCGAAAAAGCUUCCACGGCCUUCCGUCAACGCCGAUUCUGUCAUCCAGAACAAACGCGACUUCGUCAAGAAGAUCAGCAAGGUGGAUAGCUCGAUUGAAGGAUUCAUUUCGAAGCACGUUUCAGGCUCUCUACGCAGCAAAGAUUGUCAGCUACGCUCAAGGAUUCAUGCUGCUGUCCGAGGUUUUCUGUAAGAGUGUUCGUUCUCACUGAGUUUGCGAAUUGAGGCGAGCACACAGUACAAGUGGUCUCUCAACUUCGGCGGCAUCGCCCUGAUGUGGCGCGGUGGUUGCAUCAUCCGUUCCCGGUAGUUUCUCUUGGUUCCGAAAAGUUUUCUAUCUGUCCCAUUUUUGAUUGUAAGUAAACUACACAAGUUAUUCUGCGGAGAAGAAUAAUAGAAACAUGAACUUGCCGAGAAAAUAUCAUAAUUUUUUUUCUCAUUUCCAAAGCCUUUUGUUUAAGAAAAAAAGAGUGGAGAUCAAUAAAAAGCGUAAAAUAAAUAGAGUAAAGUAGGUGAUUUAUUGGACUCAAAAACUACGAUUUUAUUAAACUCCUCUUGGGCGUCUUCCGCCGGACUAAACUAAUCUUUCCGCUACUUUCUCAGGUUUUUUUCUUUCAUUUUUCUUAGAAUAUCCAGUAAGAAGCUUUUGAAAAUCAAUUGUUUUAAAAAUCGAACUUUUGUGCCAAUUUUUGAAAAAUUACAGUUUUCUAAGAAACAAGGAAGUCUCGGCAAUCAUUGCAACUUUCUGGAGUAGACGCGAUAUAAUUCUAAAGACAAUCGGAAACCGUUCUUUUUCAGUUUCCUGGGCGAUAUCAAGCGAGCUUUCGACAAAACUCCUGACCUCAAGAAUUUGUUGCUCGACGACUUUUUCGUCAAGGCCAUGACUGAUUGUCAUGUUCGUUUUCUUUUAUUUCAUUUCAUUUUAAACAUUUUUAGAGCCUAUGUCGUCAUUUUCACAAAAAAUAUUCAUAUAAGAAAGAAAAAAAAAACUCAACAAAUCAACCAUGCGAGAUUAAAAUUUUUGUUCAAAAUUAGUAUUUCGCUAUUUUUUGCUUGAUAUUUAUUUUGCAGCCUCUCACUGUCUUUGUGUUUUGAUUUAAUCGCUCUUUUUUGGGGAAAGUGUUGCCGAGAGGUUGUUUACAAUUGCCACAGUCCCUCUAUCAAUAAUCACGUUUCUGAAAGUUGAGAAAAAAGACGAAUAUGUUAAGAAUCAUUCCAAAAAUCACUGCAGGUAGUUUUUAUUUCUCCAAAAAAGGCUUCGCAUCGCCACAAAACUUGUUUCUUUGAAGUGUGACCACAUUUCCUUUUUUUUUCAAAUUUGCGAUCAGAAAAGUUUUUGUUCUGUCAGUUCUUGGCAGAUUGACAGUGAUGGAUGUUCUGUGAAACCAAGGCGGAAAAAAUCUUCGAAAAUCUAAAAUGGAGAAUAAAGUUCUCCAAUUCACUCUAUUAAUCGAAGUAUAAUUUUAUCCUUGACGUUUUUUUAUUGAGUUUUGAAUGGCGGAACAGUUUUUGAGCGUAAGAGCAAGAAAAAAAUAGAGGAAAACAAUAGGCGAACUUUCUAGGAGUCCUGGCGGGAUGUAGUCGCAGCUGCGACGCGGCUGGGCAUUCCAGUGCCGGCCCUUUCUUCAGCCCUCGCCUUCUACGACGGAUACUCCAGCGAUGUACGUUUUUUUGGACGCAUUCGAUAUCCAAACGGGAAGUCCACUAGAAUUUUCUUCUAUCCUGAAAUUCGUUGAGACAAGAUUGAAGAAUAAUCCAUUGACACUGCGAAGAGCAACUCUUUUUGAGCGGAGAAAUAGUUGCCCACGUUAACUUAUGCAAUAACGUGGCAAUGUGCGGUUUCAUAGAAGUAGAAAAAGAAGACAAAAAGAGCCUAAGCUGAGAAGGCGAUUCGAUGGAUGGGAGUAACGGAAAGCGAAGAGAAACUUUUUUUGCGCAGACCCUCAAAAUAGUUAGAUUCAAAUCCGCCUUCCAACUUUCUUGACAUAUCUAAAACAUAGACAUAUAGACUAAAACAUAGACUAAGACAUAUCAUUUUUGACAUAUCUAAAACAAUGAGAAGUUGGUCAUUCAUCGGAAUAGUUUUCUUAUUUUUGUAUCGUUUUCGAUAUUUCAAAAAUGGAUUUUAUCUUCUUUUUUUUUAAACCUUGACGAAAAGAAGAAAUAACCUAUUCACAAUGAAUUUUCUUCGGAAUUGAGCGAUCCGAUGUUCUCUUCACCGAUUUCGUUAAACGGGAAUGGUUCAACUGUCGAAGUAACGCGGUUUUCUUCUCUCAAUUAAUCUUGAUAGUGGCCAUUUGCUGUCAGUAGCUGUCGUUCUGAGUUUGGUGGCGGUCGCCGCUGAUCACUGACGUCGUCCGACAAGUUGCGCCGAACGGACGGCGCGAUUUUGUCUUUUUCAGCCAGACUAUCCAUAAUUUAUGGGCGAUCGUUAAAAGAAGACGCUCUUUUCCUAUUAGAAAGUUUUGGAUCGCCUUCUCCCGAGAACAUAUAAAACUUGAUUUCAUUCAUGGAAAUCACAAUGAAUGGGUAAUAAAUAAUAAACUGCUGAACCUAUGAAAUAAUCGUAGAUCGUAUGAUAAUUUAUAUGAUUCUAUAAGAUCCUUAAAUGAGUCUAAAGCUUAGAAUCCUGAUUUUUCCCAAGAAGUUUUUACGAUGUCAACUAUAUUUGCGUGCGAAGACUGUAAGGACUGUUCGUGAUCCAUUUACAGAUUUUUUUUCCCAGUUACGAGCCGUGAAUUUUCACGAAUACGACUUUCAAUAUUUUGGUUUUACCUCCAUAAGUUUUUCCUACUACAGGUUCUGCCCGCGAACUUGAUCCAAGCCCAGCGCGACUACUUCGGAGCUCACACCUACGAACUCGUGGACAAGGUUGGCUCCUGGGUCCACACCAACUGGACGGGCCAUGGCGGUCGCGUUACCAGCAACGCCUACAAUGCUUAA